Molecule: messenger RNA, 2707 nt
Organism: Physcomitrium patens
Lineage: Eukaryota; Viridiplantae; Streptophyta; Bryopsida; Funariales; Funariaceae
Source: RefSeq, a predicted model, not a curated record
UGUUUGCUAGUUGGUUCCUUUGCUGCGCUGCGUGACGUAGUUCCUUGCUCAGGGACUUGGCCCAGUUGAUCAAUUCCGUGUUAGAACAACUGUGCGGUGAUUGAAGGAUCCGGCAUUCGGUUAUGAACGUUGUCACGAUUCUAUGUAUUUUAUUUGUUAUUGUUGAGUUCUAAGCCUGUUUAGCUCGGUGGAAGGAAGAGUUCGGAGAUCUCUUCCUCGCAGCUUGGAGUGUGAGUGUGUGUGUGUGUGUGUGUGUGUGUGUUCGGAAUCGGAAGGCGGAGAGGGGGGAUACACGCUGCGUUUUGCUGGAGAUUUCGGUUUCUGCGGGGAUUUCUGAUCGGGGAGUGUGUUUUAACGCGUUAACUAAACACUGGAGUGAUUCCUUGACGCGGGAGACCAAUUACUUGCAUGUGCUUUGUGGAUGUGGGGAGAAGUCUGCGGGGUUCGGAGUCUUGUGUGUCGAGCAGGUAGACUUUGUUUUUAUCAGCAUUUGGCUCUAUCGGUGUAGAGCUCUUGGCGCUGGUUUUACCACAGCGUGCAUGCCAAUGGAGGAGACGGUUUGCCAAUUCUCGCAUCGAGCAGAAGUGGAGUUAAGGUGCACGUGAAAGAGAAGCGGAGAGGUCUGCAUUCUGCAAUCUGCAGAUCUCUAUCGUCCGUGGUAACCUCAUUAGUUUCAUACUGUGAAAUCUUCAGGGAACGAAUAUGUACAGGCGCGACGAGGGCGCUACAAUGGUUAUGCCGGCGGAGCUGGAUAAGCAUGUACAGUUAACUGUCUCCCACAUGAUCAAUCCAUGUCCUUGCCAGGACUAUUGGGAGGGGAAGCUCGCUGAAGCGGUAGAUUCUCAGAGGCUACUCCAGGAACAAGUUCACGUGCUGCUUCGCCGGCUUGAGCAGGCAGAUUUGAGAUGUGCGAAAACUAGGGAUGAGGCAGCUCGUAAUGCGCAAGCGUUGAAGAGACAAGUAUCUGAGACUCAAAGACUUGGGGCUGAAUGUAAAUCGCUGACCCUAGAUUGCGAGGCGUUGACCGUGGAAUGUAGGCGCUUAGAGCAUGAGUGCAACCUGUAUCACAAUGACCGGGAAGUGUUCAUGGAAGUUGCUGACGAGGCCGAAGAACGGGCUGCCCAAGCCGAGGAUAGGGCCAAUGAGGCUAAUCGAAGGGUUGAUGAAUUACUGCAAGAACUCGAAAGUAUCAGGGGGUGUACACUAUUAGUGCAUCCCUUAUCAGCAGAGAGACUAGCCGAAGAGGAUGUAACUGCCCUCAGGUUGAAGCAUGCAGAGUUGCUAACGCGACUACAUAAAUCUCAAGAGGAGGUGGCCAACUCUGGUGUUCAUGCUGAGAACCACAUAGCCUCCAACCUUGCAGGGGAUCAGUAUCGAAAUCUUGAUAUCUUGCUUGAUGAAGCCAACCAGCGGUACGAAGAAAAUUCCAUAGAGCUCCGAAGAAUACAGGAAGCUUAUUUGGAAAUGGAAAAGGCUAGAGAUGAGAACGUUGUUUCCAAUAUGGUGCUGUCUGCCAUCUCGGCUGGGGUGGUGAAAGCACUCGAACAAGAGAGAGACGAAGCCAUAUCAUCACUCAACCUCCAGUUCAAGGCCAUUCUGAAACGUAUGCAAGGGGAGUUUCGAUCAAGUCGUGAGAGACUCUUGAAGAAAUGGACAGAAGGUGAAGGUGGUCGUGAGAGGUUAUCGAAACCUUGGACUCAGGAUGAAGGUGGUCGAGGAAGGCGUGAAACCGUUGCAUAUGGAGGAAGACGUCUCGAGGCAAGGAAUAGCGGUUUUGAAGAUCAGUAUUUCUGAAUACCGGGAACAGGUGCUUCUUCAUGUUACGGUGGAAUUGGUUUGUAAGCACAUGUGAUAGGAGAUUCUUGUUGCCCAGUACGGAAUAUGAGAUUGGCUCAAGUUUGUGUUAUGUGUCGUGUCGGUAAUGCUGUUAGCAGAAGUGAGUGAGGAGAUCCGACUGUUGCUACACAUCAAAUACAACCCGUCUUUGAAAUGUAGAGAUUCUCUCCUCUUUUCUAGAGGAGUAAUCGCUUACAACCACUGUGCGUGCAUGGCAUAAGUGUGCUGAACCUUUGGAGCCGGGCGAAUAAUAAACACUAGGAAUCGCAGGAGCUUCUCGGAGCACUAUCACUGUGCUAUGUAUUAACCUAUACUAGAUCUCAUUGUAAAAAGACAGUAACCUGCAAGAAGUUCCUAAGGUCAUUCUGCUAUCAAACAUGGUUCGUCAUGAAGACGCCGACUGUGGGGCUAACGUUCAGCUAGCAUCAUGUUGCAUUAUGCAAGACCAUUUCCUGUCGACUAGGCCUUAACGUGAAGGACAUUUCCAAGGUUUCGAACAAUGGAGCUGCUUUCAUGUGUGACCAAGCUAUUUUCUGGUAAAAAUCGCACGUGCGUCAAGUACUAAAUAAUCCUGACAAGGGAAUUGGCUCGCGGAAGUUUCACCUGUUAUCUUCGACGUUGUGCCACAAUACCGUAGUAGUGAGUAACAGCUAAUACGAAAUACCAGAGUGGAUUUGUAAUUGCCUGCUGAAUUGUACUCUGCAUUUAGGUCGACAUCCAAUAUCAUUUGAUUUGUAGCCAUCAACUGUUGUAAUGAAGCAUAAUAUUGUGGACAUAGAAUGGAAUAGUUGUUCUAUCUUGUACUCUAGUUACUGUCAUCUGUUUAAUAUCCUUCUCUGCAACUAAUGAAAAGCAACUUUUUGUAACUGGC